Molecule: messenger RNA, 1555 nt
Organism: Populus trichocarpa (black cottonwood)
Lineage: Eukaryota; Viridiplantae; Streptophyta; Magnoliopsida; Malpighiales; Salicaceae
Product: putative glucose-6-phosphate 1-epimerase
Exons: 9
Coding region: 376-1227 (283 amino acids)
Biological process (GO): carbohydrate metabolic process
Molecular function (GO): carbohydrate binding; isomerase activity
Source: RefSeq, a predicted model, not a curated record
CUAAAAUAUUUUUGAAAAGCUCCCCGGAAAGAGACGGAUUGAUCCCAAAAUGUUUUUCUUUCGCUUUCUGUCUUCUGUCCUUUCAGUCCCCAUCUGACAAUUCCUCCAGUGCUCGAUCCUUAACGGAUUCAUAGUGUUUUUAAUAUUCUGCAUACAAGAGAGGUGUCUGUGUACGUGUGAGUACAUGUCUGUGGGUACGAGAAGAGGGAUGUCUCUAGAGACCAAGUACGUGGAGCUUUGUAAGGGUAUAAAUGGCCUUGACAAGAUCAUCUUGCGUGAGGUUCGUGGCUGCUCUGCGGAGUGCAUUCUUUGUGUGCUGUUUGCUAUAAUUUUCAAGCAGAAAGCAUAGAAAGCUUGUUGAUUAAGAGUGGUUUUAUGACCAGGUAUACCUGUAUGGAGGUCAUGUCACGUCCUGGAAGAAUGAACACGGGGAAGAAUUGCUUUUUGUUAGUAGCAAGGCUAUUUUUAAGCCUCCAAAGACUAUUCGUGGAGUUCAGCAAUCUUGGUUCUCUUGAACCACAUGGAUUUGCAAGGACCAGGUUUUGGACCAUUGACAAUGACCCCCCGCCGUUCCCAAUAAAUAGCUCCAACAAGGCCUUCAUUGACUUAAUACUUAAGCACUCUGAAGAAGAUGUGAAGAUCUGGCCUCACAGAUAUGAAUUUCGCCUACGUAUUACUCUGGGGCCUGGAGGAGAUUUGAUGUUGACAUCACGCAUUCGAAAUACAAACACUGAUGGGAAAUCGUUCACAUUUACAUUUGCGUAUCACACAUAUUUUCAUGUUACGGAUAUCAGUGAGGUGCGGGUAGAAGGACUAGAAACACUAGAUUAUUUGGAUAAUCUGAAGAACAGAGAGCGAUUCACUGAACAAGGAGAUGCAAUAGUCUUUGAAUCAGAAGUGGACAAAGUAUAUCUCAGCACACCUACCAAAAUUGCUAUCCUGGACCAUGAAAGGAAGAGAACAUUUGAAUUGCGGAAAGAUGGACUUCCUGAUGCUGUGGUUUGGAAUCCCUGGGAUAAGAAAGCAAAGACAAUACCUGAUCUUGGUGAUGACGAGUACAAGCAUAUGCUGUGUGUAGAGGCUGCUUGUGUGGAAAAGCCGAUCACUUUGAAACCUGGUGAAGAGUGGAGAGGAAGGCAGGAGCUCUCUGCUGUUCCUUCCAGCUACUGCAGUGGCCAACUUGAUCCACAAAGGGCAUUCUUAAGUGACAAGUUUGGGCUUGCAUGAUGCAUCUUUUUUACAGGUGCCCUUUUUGCAUCAUGCAUUUAGUGCUUCCAGUGGAUUCUUGCCAGGAUUUUUGGAGGCAGGAUUCAAAAGGACAAGUAAACAAUGUCAGUUGUGAAGAGAUCUAAUUUGUAUUUUGUCAACUUCGUUGACUUCUACUGAAAGAAAAACGAAUGAGUGGAAGAAGAGAAGGAAAGCAUCUAAAAGUUUCUAGGUUUCACCCUAUUCUUUUUACCCUUUUUUUAUUGUUUCGUUUUUAAAUGAUCGCAUUUGUUUUAGUUGAAUAAUAAUAUCCUUGGUUUAAUGAAAUUCUAUCGUUUUUAUAAUGAAA